AUGACAAAAUGUUUAUCAUCUUCUCGAAAACGUUAUCAAUACUUUCAGAGAUUAAUAAAAUUCCGUGAGAUGGACUUCGAAUUUGCAAUGUGGCAGAUGUUAUAUCUAUGCGUAUCCCCACGCAAAGUCUAUCGCAAUUUCCAUUAUCGCCAUCAAACAAAGCAUCAAUGGGCGAGGGAUGAUCCUGCAUUUUUAGUUCUUUUAGCAAUGGCGCUUUGCAUUUCUUCCAUUGGAUUUGCUAUUGUGUUAAAGCUUAAUGUCUUGGCAUUUGUAAAAUUUCUAUUUUGGGUCAUAUUUAUCGACUGUAUUGGUGUUGGGCUUGCUAUCGGAACUUUACUUUGGUUUAUCACAAACAAGUAUCUCAAAGAAAAGCAAUCGCAUGGAAGUGAGCAAUCUGUAGAAUGGCUUUAUUCAUUUGAUGUCCACCUGAAUGCAUUUUUCCCGUUAUUAAUUGUCCUUCAUGUUGUUCAGAUGAUCUUUAUGCCUGUCAUCAUUGAUCAACCGUACUUCAUAUCGUGCCUUAUUGGGAACUCGUUAUGGCUAAUUGCUUUAAUUUAUUAUAAUUACGUAACGUUUCUAGGAUACAGUGCAUUGCCGUUUUUAAAGAAUACAGUGGUAAUCUUGUAUCCCGUACUGGCUUUUAUCUUAAUUUAUAUCUUUUCAUUAAUUUUUGGAUGGAAUAUUGGAAAAAGUGUCAUGACUUUUUACAGGUAUCGUAUAUUAUAG
This is a messenger RNA of Trichoplax adhaerens, 726 nucleotides long. RefSeq lists its product as uncharacterized. Lineage: Eukaryota; Metazoa; Placozoa; Uniplacotomia; Trichoplacea; Trichoplacidae. The transcript has 7 exons. Bases 1 to 726 code for a protein of 241 amino acids. Gene Ontology annotation, cellular component: Golgi membrane. The record is from RefSeq and is a predicted model, not a curated record.